This is a messenger RNA of Saprolegnia diclina VS20, 1603 nucleotides long. RefSeq lists its product as hypothetical. Gene Ontology annotation, biological process: phospholipid biosynthetic process. Gene Ontology annotation, molecular function: glycerol-3-phosphate O-acyltransferase activity; glycerone-phosphate O-acyltransferase activity. The record is from RefSeq and is a predicted model, not a curated record. Lineage: Eukaryota; Oomycota; Saprolegniomycetes; Saprolegniales; Saprolegniaceae. The transcript is spliced from 7 exons. Gene Ontology annotation, cellular component: endoplasmic reticulum membrane. Bases 43 to 1569 code for a protein of 508 amino acids.
UUUGACCACCCGCCUCCGUUCUUAGAGCCGUCGCCGCUGACCAUGCUGCUCAACCUGGCGCUGCUCGCUGGCGUCGUCGCCAUGGUGCUCAUCUACGGCUACCGCAUUGUCUCCAACUUCUUGCGCUUCGCCUGCCACCUCUACUUCCGCAAGAUCACAGUCUAUGGCAUCAACAACCUCCCGCGCGAAGGCCCAGUCGUCGUCUGCCCCAACCACCCCAACAUGUUUAUCGACGCGCUGCUUGUUGUGACCGAGUGCACGCGCUUGGGUCGCCCGCCGUUCGCGUGGGCGAAGGCCUCGCUCUUCAAGAACCCGAUCGUGGCGCGGGUGCUCACGGCGCUCGGCGCCGUCGCGGUGUUUCGCCCGCCCAAGCCCACGGGGCUCCAGGACGUCGACUCGGACAAGACGCCCGAAGAGAUUGCGGCCGCGACGCGGAUGAUGUUCAAGUGCACGUGGGACGUCCUCGCGCGCGGCAACGUUGUCGUGCUCUUUCCCGAAGGCACGUCGUACACGCUCCCGCGCAUGCUGAGUCUCCGCACGGGCGUCAUGCGUGUCGCGACCGGCUUUGUGAAGGAGCACAACACGCCCAUCACGGUCGUGCCCCUUGGUCUGACGUACUUCAACAAGGACCAUUUUCGCAGCGAGGUGACGCUCGAGUAUGGCACGCCCAUCGUGAUCGACCAAGCCACGAUCCAAUCGGAAGCCUUCUUGGCCGACGAGCACGCCCAAGUCAAGCACCUCACCGAACAGCUUCAGGAGCGCAUGCACAGCGUGACACUCAACGGCAACGACUUUAGCUCGCUUCGCAUCGCGCGCAUGAUCAAGCGACUGUAUGUGGGCGGUCCGCUGAGCCCGAAAGACGACGUGCAUUUUACGCAGCAGCUCAUCGACCUCGUCGAAGGCAAGCUCACGACCAAGGAGACCGAACAAGUUGUUUUGGACCAGCUCAAGACAGACGUCGUGACGUACCAAGCGAAGCUCGACGAACUCCGCCUCAAGGACGCCGAUCUGCUCGUGUCGCUCGAGAAUGAGUCGCUGCUGCAGCUCGUGCUCGAGCGUCUCUGCUACCUCGUGGUGCUUCUUCCGCUGGCCCUGCCCGGCAUCCUGCUCAACCUGCCCUUUUACCUCAUCGGCAACAAGCUGAAUGACCUCGCCGGCUUUACCGAGUCCAAGUCGAUGUUCAAGCUCUUUGCUGGCAUGGUGCUCGUGCCGCUGCAGUGGGUCUUCCUCAUUGGCGCGGGUUGGUACUUGUAUGGGUCGACGGCCGCGUACGCAGUGGCCAUAGCCCUCCCGCUCUGCUUUUACUCGCACAUCCGCGUCCUGGAAGAAAGCCGGUCGAUCCUCGAGAAUGUGUGGUUCCUCGGCACGAUCGCGACCCGCAAGGACCGCGUCAACAAGCUCCGCGACGACCGCGCCCAAGUCGCGUCGACGGUCAAGGCGAUUGUCGAGACGCUGGUCAAAGACCCGAUCAUGGACAACGUCAAGCGCGCCGUGUCGCCGAUGCACCAGACGCUGCGAAAGCGCACCAAGUCACGAACCGACCUUUCGUUUAUGAACACGACGACCUAACCCUCAAUAAGACGAUCGGUGUACUUAUAGCAUA